This is a messenger RNA of Nothobranchius furzeri (turquoise killifish), 3090 nucleotides long. The record is from RefSeq and is a predicted model, not a curated record. NCBI's taxonomy places the organism in Eukaryota, Metazoa, Chordata, Actinopteri, Cyprinodontiformes, Nothobranchiidae.
AACACCUUGGCUGCACCUAGAAAUCCUGUCCAUAAAGGUUAUGAACAGAAUCGGUGACAAAGGGCAGCCUUGGCGGAGUCCAACUCUCACUGGAAACAAGCCCGACUUAUUGCCGGCAAUGUGGACCAAGCUCUGACACCGGUCAUACAGGGACCUAACAGCCCGUAUCGGAGGGCCUGGUACCCCAUACUCCCGGAGCACCCCCACAGAGACCGCUGAUGGACGUGGUCAAAUGCCUUCCCCAAAUCCACAAAACACAUGUAGACUGGCUGGGCAAACUCCCGUGCACCCUUCAGGACCCCCUAAGGAUAUAGAGCUGGUCCAGCGUCCCACGGCCCGGAUCAAAACCACAUUGUUCCUCCUGAAUCAGAGGUAAAAAAUAAAGAUGUUAAUAAAAUUCUGAAUUGAAUUCAAGUUUUAGUAUGUUCUUUAUUGAAAGUGGUUAAUUAAGGAAUGGCAUAAAAUGGACAAGACUUCACUUAAAAUAUAUUCUUGAUAUUUUUCAAUAAUUAUUGAUAUUAGUCAAUAUGAAUUUAUUUUUUAUCGAUAUGCUUUUGUUCUACAUCAUCCAGCCCUAGGCUGAGCGAUCGUUUGAGCCUGUGAGGAACAUCGGGUUGUUUUUCUUUUCAUAUUGCAGCUGUGGCUACAGUGUAGCUCAUCACCACCAGUGGUUGUGUAAAGCACUUUAAGUACAGCUCAUUAAUCCUUUGUAGGUUCUGCGCCUCCUGUUUGGGUUGGAUCUAGUCUUCUGUUGCUCAGGGUGGGUGAGUUACUCCUGAAGCUUUUCAGCUGCUCUGCUUUGUGCCGCUCCAGGUCCAGGGCAUGUCCUUCAUCGCUGCGGUUCUGAUCCUGAACCUGGAGGAGGCCGAGGCCUUUAUCACCUUCGCCAACCUGCUGAACAAACCUUGUCAGAUGGCUUUUUUCAGAGUGGACCACGAGCUGAUGUUGAAAUAUUUUGCAGCCUUUGAGAUUUUCUUUGAGGAGAAUCUUCCACAUCUCUUCAGUCACUUCCUCACCAACAGCUUGACCCCUGACCUUUAUCUGAUCGAUUGGAUCUUCACUCUGUACAGCAAAUCCCUCCCUCUGGACGUGGCGUGCCGGGUUUGGGAUGUGUUCUGCAGAGAUGGAGAGGAGAGCUUGUUUCGGACUGGUCUGGGUAUCCUGCGUCUCUACGAGGAGGUCCUGAUGCAGAUGGACUUCAUCCACAUCGCUCAGUUCCUGACCCGCCUCCCGGACGACCUGCAGGCCCAGAUGCUCUUCAGCGCCAUGGCUAACACGCACAUGAUCAGCAGGAACCGCCGCUGGGCUCAGGUCUUUUCUGCUGUGAUGAAGGAUGGAGGCAACAAAGAAGUGGAGAAGACUGGAAGUCCGGCUUUAAGAAGCUAACGCUGGCUAAAGCUAGUGGUGUCCCCCUGCCUCCAGCAGGAUGAAGAUCAGCCAGAUAUCCAGCAGCGGAGGACAUGGUGGUGAUGAUGACAUGUUCUGGGACCAGAACCAGGAGGCACCCUUCCACAUACACUCUAGCUGUAGGUGCUAACUAUCAGAAAAGACCAGAUGUAACUCGAGUUCCUCUGGCUCCCGAUGGUGGAAGUGUCAGGCUGUAACAGAUAAGAGCAGGAGGACUAGAGAAGGUUCCAGAGGUUGGAGGUCAAUACUCGGGAUGUGUGUGGCGUUUGUGUCGAACCCAGCGUUGAGUGAGUGUUUGACGGAUCCAGGUCUCCUCUCAGAGCACUUUAUUUAUGCAGCACUGAUCCACGGUGAGCACCGUAACCAGACACCUGAGCUGCAGCAGAUCCAGCUGACCCGGAGGGUUCUGAUCAUUCCUGUUACUGCUUCUACCACCAAUCAUGGAGUCACUUUAGUUAUGUUUGUUUCAUCUCAUCUCAAAAAUCGGUUCCAAACUAGAACAAAAAUACCUUCAGUUCAGAACUCCGUCUUUCUGAUGCUCUGUGAGCGAUGCAGCUGAUGCUGGAGCCGAAACAUCGCGUCAUAAAUAAAUGGUUUAUUAACCUGGCCGGUGCCAGCUCUGAACUUCCUGUUUACACAAACAUAGGAACAGCUGAUGAAUUCAUGACUCAGCCCUUUCACUUGUGGCUUUUAUUCUGAAGGGCUAGUGAGACUUCCUGUCACUUUUUUAACCUGUUUGACUCUCCUCAGAUCUACUAACACUAGAAAUGUUCCUGCAGUGCCAUGAGCAGGAUUCUGAUGGAUAACCGGGGUUUAUAGCAGAGAACCCACCAAGGACCAGGAGGAGAUGGAGGAGAACAGGGGCGCUCCAGACAGCGAAGGGUGCUUCUACCUCCCAGUCUUGAAUAAAAUGUAAAUGAAUCUUCUACCAUAUCUGAACUCCCAUCGAUCAAAAGAUGCAUCAAAGUGAUAAAGUGUUCCUUUAGGUUCUCUGGUGGGUUCUCCAGCAGCGAGGAGUAGGAUAAGUCACGUUACUUGUUCUUCUGUUUGUCUACACUAAGUCCUCUCCUGGUUAUUGAAGAAACUUUAGUGUGAAUUUUAAAAUAAAACUCAACCAAAGCACUUAAGAGUAAACGCCUGGAAACAUAACUGUUUUCUAAUAUUUACAAACCCAACCAGAGUCAGAUUAACAUCCUCCAGACCACAAACUUUAACACGAGCUUGUGUUUAAUCCUCCAGAUUAUCUGGCUUCAGAUGAUGCAUUCAGAGAAUGUUUUAACAAACCAAAUCCUGAUUAUUUGACACACACACACACACACACACACACACACACACACACACACACACACACACACACACACACACACACACACACACACACACACACACACACACACACACACACACACACACACACACACACGUAGAGAUCAAGUCCACUUUUAGCCAGAAUCCUCUGCAAGACACUCCAUAAUUCCAGGUAGAUUACUGUGAAAAACAACAAUCUACCAAACACUUUAUUUAAAUGUUUUUGUUGCUAUUAUUUAAAUGCAUUGAACUGUUUUGUCUCAGUUUACUGUUGUUUGUCCCAUGAAGCCUUACAGUGGAUGUAAAUAAACUGUAAAAAUGUUCUUUAUAGCAGCCACUAGUUUAACGUGUAAAUAAACACCUGAUCAAAAACCA